AUGGUCGAGACGGCUGCCCCGUGCAACGCCGUUGACCAUGAAGCUAUUGGGACUGCUGCAAUGCUCACAGACAAACGUCUCUAUGAUACUCGCAGUGCGGCAUCGGCCGGUCCGAGCGAACUCGCGAGUAGCUCCAGCCGCGACGUCGACCUCCGCGCCCAAGUGCAAGCGGCUCUAACCCGUCUCUUGAAGGCGAGUUCGGCGUUCAAGGACCUGCAGCCAGGGAACGACUCGCACGUGUCGACGCGCGAAGAGACGAUCGCGAUGAUGCAGCACUACCUCAAGCGUCUGAAGCUCGACGAUGUGGUCGAGAGCGGCUCGUCACGCGCGCUCUCGGUCGUGCACGUCGCUGGCACGAAAGGCAAAGGCUCGACGUGCGCUAUGGUGGAACGCAUCUUGCGUCAAGCAGGCUACAAGACGGGUCUCUUCACGUCGCCGCAUCUCGUGUCGCCCUGCGAGCGGUUCCGCGUCAAUGGCAAACCCAUUGCAGACGACGUGUUCUUGCAGCACUUUGAUGCUGUGUGGGACGGCCUCGAGCGCACGCAGGACGAGAGCGCUCCGUACCCGCCGAUGGCCUGGUUCUUCCGCUUCCUCACGCUCAUGGCGCUGCACGUCUUUGUCGACGAGAACGUGGACGUGGUGGUCUUGGAAGUUGGACUGGGCGGACGCUUAGAUGCCACGAACGUGUUCCGUGAGCCAGUCGUGUGCGGCAUCUCGACACUUGAUCUGGACCACACGCACGUCCUGGGCGAGACGCUGGACCUGAUCGCCUACGCCAAAGCUGGGAUAUUCAAGCCAGGUGUGCCAGCCUUUACAACGGCACAAGAGCCGGUUGCAAUGCAAAUGCUGACGAAAUGCGCCUCGGAGACUGGCACUCCACUUGUGUGUGUGCCAACGCUCGAUGGCUAUGGUCCCGACGGCGUGCACUGCAAACUUGGACUGUGCGGGGAUUACCAGCGUACAAAUGCAGGACUGGCCGUCGCCUUGGCCACGACGUGGCUGCGUAAGAAGCGUGGCAAAGACGCAAUUGCUCCAUCGGCCUUUGGUAAGGCUCUGACACCAGUCGUAAAAGAAGGACUUGAGAACGCGUUCUGGCCUGGUCGAGCGCAGUUAUGGGAGGACAAAGCGCACAGGAUGCGGUUUUUCAUUGACGGUGCGCACACGCUGCGAAGCCUUGAGUGCUGUGCGGACUGGUUCGGACAAGCUACUACAGGUCGACCAGCGCCGAACGAUCGACUUGUGCUUGUAUUUACGAUUCAUCACGAACGCAAUGUGGCACAGCUGUUCAAGCCGCUGAUGGAGCAACGCUUUGAUCGCGUCUACUUUGCCCCCACUUGCUCAAUCCGCCCGAGCCUGGCCAAGGUACACACCUUCUCUGAAGCUCUCCAGCAUGCUGGUUUCGACGAUGUGUUGGCCACGUACUCGUCAAAAGAGCUGGCGGUUUUAGAUGAUGUGGAAAGCGAAGUGCACCCGUGGCAAACGACGCUCUCGCGAAUUUGGUUUGCCCUGAAGACUCGCGUCAUGAAAGAAGAUCAGAGUAACUGCAUCAUUGCUGUCAAAAGCUCAGUGAUGGACUGCAUCAGUGAGCUGCGGUCACUGUCUGAUGAUGUAAAUGGCUCACUGAUCGAAGACAGGGUUGAGAAAAGUGAGCGGCGCAACAAGGUCUGGAGCGUGUUGGUGACGGGCUCAUUGAUUCUCGGCGGUGAGGCGCUAGAGGUUUUGGGCUGGCAAGAAUGA
Messenger RNA from Hyaloperonospora brassicae, 1737 nucleotides. The record is from the annotation of a GenBank genome assembly. NCBI's taxonomy places the organism in Eukaryota, Oomycota, Peronosporomycetes, Peronosporales, Peronosporaceae.